CGAACUCGGGCUCCCUUCCUCGAGACCGUACUCGAAGUCUCUCUACUACCCCUGCAUCUCGUACGAUACGAGGGCCGCGCCAGUAAUACUACGUCACGCGCACAGACACAUGUAGGUAGAUGUAUAACGUCCUUAUAGGGCGGCUCUGCGACUGUCUGUGCGUGUGUGUGUGUGUGUGUGUGUGCACACGACCCCUCUCGCACUCGCCACCGACUCCGUAGUACACGAUAUACUACUCGUCGAGGAUUUCAUCGAGAAUCUGUACCGCAUAUAAUAAUUAGUCCAUCGAAUCGCCUGCUGCUGCUGUGCGUUUGUAAAAUACGUUCGCCCGCGCGUGUAUCGAUAUAAUGUAACGCUGCUGCACGGGAACCUUGAAAAAAAAACAGGAGAGAGAAGAAAACGCGAAAGAGAGAAGUGCACGCAAAAACGAGAACGCGUGCGGACGUAUAGUAGCAUACAUAUAGUUGUUAAUAGUAGUGCAGCAGCAGCAGCAGCAGCCUAGGCGUGUGUCGUGUCGUUAUAUACGCGCUCGAGUUCGAGCCGAGUAAAAGGAUAAACUCGUUGUAAUCCUCCGCAAUCGUGACCCAGACGGCUUUAAAAGAGGAGCCUAGGGAAGUAGUGCGCGUUGGUGUGUGUUGUUGAAUUGCGUGACGCCCGCGCGAGGGUGGUGAACGACGACGAUGCUGGGCUACGUUUACAAGAUAAUACGCAGCAUUUGGAAUCAUGGCAGUCUCGAGGACUUUGGCACUGCUCAAGAUAUGGCCGCGGUGCAACCUCUCCUCGUCAACGGCGUGCAGACCAAUGGAUUCGGCAACGGCGGCGCCAGAGAUAAAGCCAUCGUCAAUAAUCGGACGACUCCGAGAUACGCAGUCGCCAGCGCGACCGGCUUAGACGGUCCCGACCAAAUCCUCAGCUCGGAUGUCGACACGACGUGCGAGGCCAGCGGCCGAGUCCGCCUCAAGCUCGACGGCAGCAUCGACCAAGACGACUUCAAGCCGAUCUCGGUGCCGGGCCUGCUCGCUCGCACGGCCGCCCGCCACCCCGACCAUCCGGCACUGGUGUCGCGGCCCGACGCCACGGGCAAGCGCACCACCUACACCUACCGCGAGUACGAGCAGCAGGUGAGGCAGGUGGCCAAGGCCUUCCUGCAUCUGGGCCUGGAGCGCCACCACAGCGUCUGCAUACUGGGCUUCAACACGCCCCAGUGGUUCAUCUCGGACAUCGCGGCGAUCUACGCGGGCGGCUUCGCCGCCGGCAUCUACACGACCAACUCGCCCGAGGCCUGCCAGUACUGCGCCGAGAGCAGCCGCGCCAACAUCAUCGUCGUCGAAGACGACAAGCAGCUGCAGAAGAUACUGCAGAUCAGGGCGCAGCUGCCCAAGCUCAAGGCCAUCGUCCAGUUCGAGGGUGUGCCCCAGCACAAGGACGUGCUCAGCUGGGAGGAUCUACUGGAAUUGGGCAGGCAACAGUCCGAAGACAAGUUGGAAGCCGUACUGAAGACGAUCGGCGUCAACGAGUGCUGCACUCUAGUCUACACGUCGGGAACCGUGGGCAAUCCCAAAGCCGUGAUGAUCAGCCACGACAACGUUCUGACCAACGCCAAGGCCAUACUGUCGGGCAUCGAUCUCAAGGAGGGCCGCGAGACGGCCAUCAGUUAUCUGCCGCUGUCGCACGUGGCGGCGCAGGUCGUCGACAUAUUCACGUGCAUGCUCAUGGCCGGCACCGUGCACUUCGCCGACAAGAACGCCCUCAAGGGCAGUCUGCUGGACACUCUGGUGUCGGCGAGACCCACCGCCUUCCUCGGAGUGCCGCGCGUCUGGGAGAAGAUCUACGAGAAGAUGCAGGCGGUGGCGCGCAGCAACGGCCCCAUCAAGACCUGGAUCGCCAACUGGGCCAAGGCCCAGGGUCUGCACUACAACCAGCAGCGCAUGAACGGCGUCGACUACAAGUCCUGGGGCUAUCUCAUCGCCAAGUGGCUGGUCUUCGACAAGGUCAAGGCGGCCCUGGGCCUGGACAGGUGCCACCUGUUCGGCACGGCGGCGGCGCCGCUCAGCACCGAGGUCAAGAAGUACUUCAUGAGCCUGGACAUCGUCAUCGUCGACGUCUACGGCAUGUCCGAGUGCGCCGGCGCCCACACCCUCUGCAGCAUCGACAACUUCCGGCUGGGCAGCGUGGGCCACGCCCUGCCCGGCUUCACGACCAAGCUCGACAACAUGGACAGCCAGGGCGAGGGCGAGAUAUGCAUGGCCGGCCGCCACGUGUUCAUGGGCUACCUCAACGAUCCGGAGAAGACGCGCGAGGCCAAGGACGAGAACAACUGGCUGCACACCGGCGAUCUCGGCAAGAUGGACGAGAAGAACUUGCUGUACGUCACCGGCAGGAUCAAGGAGCUGGUGAUCACCGCCGGCGGCGAGAACAUAGCGCCGGUGCACAUCGAGCAGCUGGUGAAAAAGGAGUGUCCCGCGCUGAGCAACGCCAUGCUCAUCGGAGACCGAAGAAAGUACCUGACCAUGUUGGUGACGUUAAAGACUGAAAUGGACAUCGAAAGCGGCGAACCACUGGACAAACUCUUGCCCGAAGUGCAGAAAUGGGCAAAAUCAUUGGGUAGCCAAGCCAAAACUGUCUCCGAAGUUAUAAAGACCCAAGACCCAUUGAUACACAAAGCGAUAACGGAGGCGAUCACGCGGGCGAACGAGAAGGCGAUAAGCAACGCGCAACGAGUUCAAAAGUUCCGCAUACUACCCCAUGACUUUUCCGUGCCAACCGGAGAACUGGGACCGACGUUGAAGCUCAAGCGCAACGUCGUCCUCAAGAUGUACGCCAAUGUGAUAGAGGAGAUGUACCAGGAGAAGAGUACUGCCUAAAACUCUGUAGCGAGCGACUUCUUCUUCUUCUUAGUCGCGUCGCGGCUUGUAGUAGUCAAAUCUUUGUUGUUGUUGGUUGUUGAGAGAGGAUUUUUAACUAAUUCAUCGAGCGCAGUCGCCGAUUUGUGCGCUGCUUAAUUGUAUAGGGUAUAAAGUGAGAGAGACUUGUUUCCUGUAGUCCAGGCUAUAACAAAGACAAAAAAAGGUGGUCUUCUAAUUGUGCGAUAAAAACUAUUUUUUACCGAGAUAAAAGAGACACGCCGCACGCGUCGCGCACCGAACUAUGUAUCAGCCUGAGAAGAUGAAAUAACUAUAAUGAUUAUUUACAUCAAAUGUAUAAGCAAAACUUUUAAUUGUAAUAGUUACCUUCGUCGCGGUGAACGUACAUAUUGCACGAAAAAAAUUUAUCGAUCGGUGUUUUUCUACUAAUUAUAAAAAGUAUUUAGACAAUGUGGCAAUUUGUA
Molecule: messenger RNA, 3328 nt
Organism: Trichogramma pretiosum
Lineage: Eukaryota; Metazoa; Arthropoda; Insecta; Hymenoptera; Trichogrammatidae
Gene: bgm
Product: very long-chain-fatty-acid--CoA ligase bubblegum
Exons: 8
Coding region: 681-2864 (727 amino acids)
Cellular component (GO): membrane; endoplasmic reticulum
Molecular function (GO): long-chain fatty acid-CoA ligase activity
Source: RefSeq, a predicted model, not a curated record